UCGGUUACUUGCACAUCGCUCAUGCUUGCGAAAAUGUAAUUAUGGUGCCUCCAUAUAAAUGCUGCUAAAUAGUAAAGAGGCGUGCUCUUCAUCUUUAAUCGAGUGACAUACAGCCGCAGAAAGUGCACAGAUUUUCAACGCUGUCAGCAACAAUUUCUCCACCAUUUCUGAAGACAACGCAGACCAGGGCAGUUUCCCUGCUUGCCCUGGCAGCAUGAGGCAACGAUUAUUGUCAACAGCGGCAGAUGCAUCGAAUCGACCAACAGACGCGGAUUCGAAUGUCAGUCAGAGAAUGGAAUUGGAAGCAGAGGACAAACAUCACAUUGCUCCUUCGGCCAUUGAAAAGCUAAGACGAUUCUGCUACCUAGGAAGGAUUGAGGCACCCGUUUAUGCACCCACAACGUUUGACCUGACUGUGGAGUGCCACUUUGGAGCAUUGCGCGAACUAUGUGGUCUGGUCGGCGGGACGGAGCUGGUGGAGUGCUUAAGGAAUGUACUAGAUGCCUGCAACGAGCCCUAUUUGCCGCGCCGCGAUGAAGCACUACUUGUGCUGGCCAUUUACCUGUCGACGCGCACUGACGAAAAUCAGCGCACGGUGGUGCGCGGCCACUUUGGCGAGCUGGUGCGCACGGAUAAGGACUUGUUGUUAGUGAUCAAAUUUGUAAAGCAUGUUCAAAAGCUGAUGGAACGCAAAACCCCAAUCAGUCGCACCAUUCGCAAGGCUGUCUUGGAUUGGUACCAGCAUCAGCCGCUCGAUAAGCUGCUGCACAUGUGGUCACUGAACGAUUGUGACCGGGCCCAGCACCGGGAACUGCUGCAUCGCUGCCACUACAGCAACGUUGAGUUCGAUGCAGCGACUAUGGCCGCAUUGCGUGUGCUGUCAAUGCCCGCUAAGGAGCUGGCCAAGUGGCCAAAUUCUCUAGAGCCCCUUGUCAAACACAAGGAAAAAAUUGUGGGCAUUGCCAAUCUUCGUCUGUCCAAAAAUCCUCACUUGGCCCUACCUAUUAUAAACCAACUGUCACUUUGCUAUGAGCAUAUGCCUCGUCAUGUCAUGACCGACACAAAAGUUGUAAACAUGCUGUUGCCCAAAAUGAGCUACGAACAGCUGUUGCAAAGCUGGCCAACAUUCAUGAAGCUCUACAAGUCGAAUCGCAGUGCUCAACAUAGUUAUAUUCAGCGUUUCUUCGAUCCCUCAGGAUUGCGUGCAGCCAAUAUGGAGCCCAUACGGUUGCUCCUGCAGGAAAAACGCGGAGUCAAGCGAAAAAAAAACAUUUCGAAAGGCGUUGUACCCGUAAAACCGGUCAGUUUUAUUCAGAAGUUGUACAGACAGUCUUUCGGCUGCAACAAGGCACUUGGCUUGCGCCUGCAUAUAACAAUUAAUCUGGAGAUGUGCUACAUCGGAAAAUCUCUUACUGGACGUUGGCGCUCGAUCAAAUAUCUCGAUGCAGUUGUUGCUUUAGCCUUUGGCUACUUUAAGUGCGAUCCUAAAGUGAAAGUGCGUAUUUGGCAUGAUAAGAGCGGCCAACUAAAGAGUUUACCGUGGAUGCCUGAGAUGUCAGUGGAUGAUGCACAUGCCUGCUGUGAAAACCAAAAAGUCGCCAAAAUCAAACAAACCCUAACAGACGUGCUCGACAAUGCACUUCAGGAUGCGGAGCAGGCGUAUGAUGUAUUUUUGGUGUUGGUUCCACGCGCUACGCGUGGCAAUUCCAAGAACAAGUCCGAUCAACUUUGCCAACGGCUCGAUGAGUAUCGCCAAAAACGAAAUAUAAAUGCCAAAUUUAUCAUAAUCAGCUUGCGCCAGAAUCAUGCCUCCAUGAGCUAUUCGAAGCUACGCAACGAGCACAUAUUGGAGCUAUGCAGUAUUACUGAGCAGACUCCACGUUUGAUAAAUGCCUUCGCUCACGGCAAGUUCUUUUAGGCCAUCAGGCACUGUACCUUUAGCUACACAACUAAAUAGAUAACAUCUCCGGUAACCAAAGAAAUCAUUAGCUGCUGCUCAUCUAGGGCGCUGUGGUGGCAAUCAAACAGGCUGGAUCUGUUGAUGCCUGUCACUGGGAAUACACCGUGCAUCUACUCGCAUGCCACAGCAAACUUUCUUGCGCUCUCUAUCUCUUUCAAACUAACAUAAAACUACCUACACACACACAACACACGCACACGCUUGCAUUCUAUGGUGCAUGUGUGCUCUAUUUCGCACACACUCACAGCACCCUUGAUGUUUACUAAUUAUAUAAGUAUUUACAUGCAUACCUAAAUAGCUGUUAAGCUACAUUCGUAAACAAGCACGUACAUUCACACUCAAAUCACACACACACACACCCACACAUCCACAAACACAUACCACUUACAUUAGUACAUACAGGUAAUUUUUUCAAUCUAUACAACGCUGAUAUUGUAACGAUCUGUACUAUUGUUGUACGCAUUUGACUUGAAUUGGUAAUUAGGCGUAGUUAAAGAAUUUAAUUGCUAUUUUAAUUUCGAAAACGAUGGAACUGAAUCUAAAUUUAAUUUGGAUUAAAAAUACAAUACAAGUGAAUCUGAGCAAAGCGAAAAAGAUAAACAAAUUGCCUUACCAACAAAAUGUUAGUCAAUCUUUAAUUUUAACUAAACAUACAUAUUAAAUACAAGGAAUUUCUUCGUAAAAGUACUGAAACAAUACAAAAACAAAACAACGCAUUUAGAUAAAAUAUUGAAACGAAACGAAACGAAACUGAUUGAAAAUAGUCCAAACUAACAAUAAGUUAACACACGAACAACUUAAACAACAAAAUACAUCUUAAUAUUGUUAUAAUUAGGUCUUCUGUUAAACAUAUUCACGGAAACUGCCCAAAAUACUGUGACAUUUUGUGUAAUUAAAAAGAAAAAUCAAAAAUAAGCCAAGUGUAAGAAAAUUGUGUGUACUUUAAAAAAAAAAAAUGAAGGCGUUUAUACAGUUAAGAAUUCCCAAUGUGCCAUACACACACACAAACACACACACACACAUGCGCACAAGUCCUGAUACUAACCAUUCAUACAUGCAUAUAUAAAAAUUAAGAUUAUAAAGCGCCUAAACAUUACCGAACAAUAAUUACAGCGAAACACAACAAAUUCGACUACAUUAA
This is a messenger RNA of Drosophila virilis, 3101 nucleotides long. RefSeq names its product RNA-binding protein RO60. Gene Ontology annotation, cellular component: ribonucleoprotein complex. The record is from RefSeq and is a predicted model, not a curated record. Gene Ontology annotation, molecular function: RNA binding. NCBI's taxonomy places the organism in Eukaryota, Metazoa, Arthropoda, Insecta, Diptera, Drosophilidae.